Argiope bruennichi is the source of this 520-nucleotide messenger RNA. RefSeq names its product transcription factor 15-like. Bases 131 to 520 code for a protein of 129 amino acids. NCBI's taxonomy places the organism in Eukaryota, Metazoa, Arthropoda, Arachnida, Araneae, Araneidae. Gene Ontology annotation, biological process: developmental process; regulation of transcription by RNA polymerase II. Gene Ontology annotation, molecular function: DNA-binding transcription factor activity, RNA polymerase II-specific; protein dimerization activity; RNA polymerase II transcription regulatory region sequence-specific DNA binding. The record is from RefSeq and is a predicted model, not a curated record. The transcript is spliced from 2 exons.
UGGCAGAGCAGCAAUAGUUUCCAAAGCAGCUGGAGCGAAAACUUUGUCCAUGAGCAAUUCCAAUUUUUCGUUGUUCAGCCAUGCGUGUAAUUUGUACGAGCUUUCCUGGAAUUCUUGAUUCAGUAAUUUAAUGGUGAGGAUCAAAGAAAGUAAUGUUGGGAGACAAAUGGAUUCAUAUUCAGAAUCAGAACCAAUUAUCCAAAGAACCGUAGCCAACGCCAGAGAACGAAACCGCACUUCAAGUGUAAACGUAGCGUUCUCUCUUCUAAGGACUCACAUACCAACAGAGCCGAAGGACAGGAAAUUAUCAAAGAUUGAGACUCUGCGAUUAGCAGUUUCGUAUAUCAAACAUUUGGCCAAUCUCAUCACGGCCAAUGCCGAAGGCUAUUACGGUGGUCAAGUAUGUCAACGAUAUAAUUGCAAGUAUCAGAACUGCACGGAUUAUUCGAGAUAUAAACAAAUAUGCACGUUUUGUUUGGCGGAAAGCAAGCAGGACUUCAAAAAUCAGUCUUCAUUCUGA